Messenger RNA from Anguilla anguilla (European eel), 5164 nucleotides. It is a transcript of the gene c13h6orf89, whose product is annotated as chromosome 13 C6orf89 homolog. The coding region runs from base 705 to 1700 and encodes 331 amino acids. The transcript is spliced from 8 exons. NCBI's taxonomy places the organism in Eukaryota, Metazoa, Chordata, Actinopteri, Anguilliformes, Anguillidae. Gene Ontology annotation, cellular component: Golgi membrane; nucleolus. The record is from RefSeq and is a predicted model, not a curated record.
AACAUGAAUUUAAAUGAUUCGCUUUUAUUUGAACAAUAUUUCGAACAUUUUUAAUAACUCAGUACAGUGAGUAUUCGUGAAUCUGCGCUUCCUAAAUACAAAAUGAAUAUUCCAGCAGAAGGGGAAGUGAAGUGACAACUUUGGAGCUCAUAGAACGCUAGCAGGUGGAAAAGGGGGAAGGCGUGUUGACACAUAUAAACAAGGGACUUUUAUACAGAAUGUCAUGUUUAAAUAAUGCUGGACCAAUCAACAAUGAAAAUGAUAACAUUUUCACGUGAUCUGGGAUAGCUCACAUGCUAACACAAAUCGUGUUUACUUGUCCAGUCGGACCAAAGCUGUUAUAAAUUGAAAUGUCAUUUUAGCAAGCAGGAAAUGUGUUUUUGUUGACACAUUUUUGUCUGUAAAGUGUAGCUAAUUGACUAAGGUUUCAUGAUCAGCACUGAUACGGAGAAAAAGAUGACGCAUCCUUUUUAUUGUAGCUUGCUGUCUAGCUAGAUAGGUGUUGUGUUUGAUAACCGCUUGAGUAGUGUUAAAAUACUCUUCAUAAUAGCUACAUGUUUUAGCAGUACUGCUAACCCGUCAAUGCUGGAAGUACAGCAUGUGUCCCUUGCCCACGUCUAAACGAAAAACAACACCGUUCCAAAUUAGGUAGCUAAUAUAUCUUAAAUUAUCACGAGAUACACAGACAGCCAAUCUUGAUUGCAAUGGGGACCACGCUCAGUGAACCGUGCAUCUAUGACAAGCUCUCAGAAAGUAUCGAUAUUCUUCGUCAGUCGGGAUAUCGUUAUGGCAUGUCGGAGAAGGAGAUUGAGAAAUUCAUCAAACAGGUUCUGGAAACCAACGAGCCCCGGAGAGAACCACCGCAGUUCCCCAUUCUUCGUGCCACUGUAAAGUUUGUGGUUGCGGUGGGCUUCCUGUUGGUGGCGGUGCUGGUAUUCACCUAUCCUCAAAGUCCUCCCCAGCAGGGUUUGGCCAUCCCUGGGGGGCACAACUGGUCCUCACCCCUCAGUCAUGUGCGGCUACUCUCCCUGCCCAUCGCCAAGAAGUACAACCUGCAAGGGUUUCAUGAGUGGUGGAGCGUGGGGGCCCUGCGGCAGGGACUUGUCAACUGUUCCGGCUGCACCGCGAUCUCCUCCGUCUUAGAGGUGGCAGAGCCUCUGAAUGCACCUGGAGCCCUGCACCGGGGACCCCAGCCAAUCCUCCUCAAGGGAGGUGGGACCCUCUCCCUGCAGUACCAGGAGCUGGAGCGAAUCUACUCGGCCCACACGGACUCCAUGAGCGUGGUGCUGGAGGAACGGGAGCACCUGCUGGCCCACGGCGAGGGCUUCCCCCAGGAGCCCGCCAACUUCACCCUGCUGUGGCGGACAACCUCAGGCAGGGAGGAGGUGCUGCGGUGGCUGUUCCCAGAGGCUGAGCUGUGCCCCCUGCUGGACAGUGCUGGAAUGACUCUGCAGCGCUGCCUGGUGUCUCACAGCACGGGGUCCCAGAGCAGGGGCCAGCGGGUGUUAGGGUGGCUGAUGGUGGGGGAGGGGUUCCCCUCUGUUAGAGUGCUGCCUGUCCCCCGCUGUCAGAGACACUGCAGCUCCUUCAACCUGUGGCUUAGCCCUGGUGAUAUGGUUUAUGCCGACCCCCUCUACUGGCAGAUGGAGCUGUUCCCCGGCAGGGGGAAGACCCUUGUGUGCGAUGGUUCAGCCUUCUGACGCACAGCCAGAGCUGCAAAGGAGACUGCGGUGGAGGAGGGGCGGGGAAAGAGUCUGACUCCUGCCCCUGCCCCUGUGUUUACACAAAUUGACCUUUGACCCUGCACCUGUUCCCACCGCGCAGAAUGGACAGGAGAGGUAAUGCCCCGCUAACACGCCACAGUGUCUUACGACUACGUGGUGUGCUGGCAGGGUUCAUCAGAAAACACAGGAGCUGGCAGCGAAUGUGCAGGGCGGCCAGCAGGAGGCGCACAAGGGGCCCUUCUCUGUGCCGCGUAUGUUUUCAUGACUGUGAAGGCCGCAAGCCCACGUUUUGGCGCCAGCCUAUCGUGGAUAAUUGCAAGAUUCACUUGUGGCUUUCAGCCAAGGAGCACAAUGAAACUGAAGUACCUGUAUUUCAGAGAGAAUACACUGUUCGACGAGGGUUAAACUGACAUGGGCUCACUUUUAAAUGCCCGGUUAUAAUUACACUUAGUGAUUUAAUUCAGACUGCGGGUAUGAUAGAAGCGAAUUGUGGUAAUGUUGCAAUUGCAUUAGAAACUUGGAUUUUUUGCGGCUGUUGUAAUAGUUCCUUAUAGAGCAGAGAUGGCCAACCCCUAGUCAUAGAGAACCACAGGGUCGUCUUUUUUUCAUAAUACAAUCCGAUUCAGACCUAAGAAAGCAGGUAACUUGCAUUAGCUGGGCAAUUAACUGCGUAAACAUAUCUAUUAAGCACUUGGUAAACGCAAAAGCCAGACUCUUGGUGGCAGGCUUCAGGUCCAGGCUUGUUAUCCAGGAUGUAUGAGCAUCAAAUUGUAAGAUAAUAGAAAUAACACAGGGGCAACUGAAAAGUGACUGACAUCAUCAGGAAGAAAGAAAUUCAGUAUUCUGUACUGAUGCUGUAAAUGAUUUCUUCCUUAGUGAGGGUCAGGUAUGUCUCUAAUUGCCAUCUGGACAAGACUUGAGGUCAUGUCUUCUGUGAUGGUGCCAUGUCUUUAAGGUUGCUCUUUCUUUUCAAAUGUUCAUAUUCAAGUCAUUCACCAUUGUGGUCUUCGGUUGUAGGUUUCAUCAUCCGUCAGCAAGCUCCCUGUGAAAGCACUUUAAUGGCCAGCUAAUGCAAAUUAAUGAUGUCACGGUGUUCAAAGAGUCAUUGUCUGAAAACGGCUUUUUUCCAUUUAGCUACUUAUAAGGCAUGUUGGGUCUUGCCCAAAAGUGAGUAGCUUUUUUGAUUUAUUGAUCUUCUCUAGAUAAUCAUCAGGAAGCAAAAGGCACAAGCCAGUGGUCUUUCGAAUCCUUUAAACUUUUGCCAUAUUUGUUUUAUCUACCACAACCUAAAAGCAGUUGGCUUAGGACAUUGUGAUGCAGUCCACCUAACCAGCGGAUGCAUACAUUUUAUGCUUGAAGGUCCUUUCACGGUUUCCCAACACCUUCAGCCAUUAAGAGUUUUUAAUGGAGCAAAAUGUGUUGGGCUGCCUUUUAUUUAUGUGUUUCUGUAAGACCUCUGGAUUCUAAAUAAUUUAAGUUUUUAAGAAUGUAUUUUUUUUUAUUUUUAAUUUUCAUUCACUGGUUCUUUUUUAAUUCAAUGGAAUAAAUGCAAUGUUUAUUUUAUAUUUUUUUGCUUUUUGGCAGAGGAAACAUUUAAUCUGUUACUCUUCAUUAGAACUACUGUCUGGCUCUAAUCUUACCUUGGGGCAGUGGGAUUUUGCAAUGCUUGAUUUAGCUGUACUAACAAAUAAUUUUUGAUAAAAAUCAAAUUUAUGGCAGAUUUUUAAAAAAUGAACACUGAGUAAAAAUAAUGGGCUUGCCAUGUAAAUUGGUGUAUAGGAGGCUUUUCCUUAAGUCAGUAGCUACCAUGUCCAUUUUUGAUCCCUUGUUUUGGCCACGGAAAUGUACUUUUUCUUGGUCUUAUAAAAAAUGCUACUCUAUGGUAUUUUUCCGAGUCAGCAAUUAUGGAAAGUGUAAAAUGACUCAAAUUGCCCAGUGAGAAAGCUAGCGCCGGUCUCUGUGGGUGUUUUUACACAAGUAGAAAAUGAUGGUAGCACUCAAAGGCGCAUUCGAAGAGUCGCUGUAAUGGAAAUGUUGCUGCUGCUUAUUUUAAAUUUGCCGUUGGUCACAGACUGCAUCUGGGGCCCACGCUUUGCUGAUUCCUGAUAUAAUGGAAGAAUUAACAUGCGCCACAACAAAAACAACAAUGUACCGGUAAAUAAUCAAAUGCCUCCCCUUACUCGUCUUGCUGACGAGUUGUGUUCUGUCGUUAGCUGUGUUAUGUUAUUGUUAUCCUGCCAUUGGCUCUAGCAGACUCUGAACAAAGAUGGUCUGCAUAUGGACCUCUCUGGGCUUUCCUCACAAGAGAGCACCUUCUCCCAUCAUCAUAGGUUAUAACGGAUCAAAUUUGGAUGGGGUGUCCCUGCAGCUGAUUCUGUGGUCUCACCACUGAUGUCUAGAUCCUGGAACACCAGAAAGCCAAUUACCUUCCCUCCAGGACCCCUUUUCCACAUAACUGUUACAAAUUUUGGGUUGGGGUGGAACAGCAAGAUGGAUUUGGGCUAUUUCUGUGUAAUAUUAGAGCGGGCCAAUGGAAGGGCCAGCCAGGAGGCUUCUUGCAUAGUGAAUUGAAACUGCAAAAUAGAAAUGUAAAAAUUGUGCCAAACAAAAUGCUCCUGUGGGUGUGAGUGAUGAUUUGGAAUUGGAAUAGAGACUAAUUGUAGUACUUCUUCAGAACCAUUUCCUUUCUCCUUCUCUCACUUCCCAAUGUCUUUUUACUGCAAAGAUGCCCACAAUUCACAAGUGUCAAAUGUUAGAUUUUCCGUCGCUGUACCAAACACAUUUGUCCCUCGGUAGUUCAUUUAUUAAGAGGAAGCAAGAAUAUUUGCGUUUCUAGGCUUACAAGCUGCCGUCCAACAAGAUUUGUUGUCCAAUAAGUCUGGUCCACAACACUCUUGCCUUGAGUUUGUCUUCUGCCUUUAAUAUCCAGCCUUAUUAAUCUUAUAACUGAAAUGAUUGACUGUUUUUUUCCAUUGACUUUUUACCCUAUCAGUUUAUUCCAUAGAUACUUUUAUAUUACAUGCUUACAUUGUUCAAAAAGCAUUAUUUAUGGGGAUUUAGGCUGCGUAACUGCUAAAUGGUAUAACUGGGUCUAUUGAUUUGUUGUGAGAAACUGCUUGGUACAGCUUUGUGAGCAAGACUUUGUCUCUGUAGAACUUUGAAAUGAGAGGCGUACAAAUAUAUUUAAUUUUUAAUAGUGAAAAUGCUUAAGGCUGCUUCCUUGUCUAGUCCCAGAAUUAUUUGCUUUCUCCCUUUAAAAUAUCCCGAUACUUAAUAUAUGGUGCAAUAAGUAAAAUUGUAAGAUUCUUAGGUUGUAAAAGUGGUGUACAUACAGUAAAAACCCAACUCAGUGCUUUGUAAGAUACUGUUUCAUGUUAUUUUCUUUCCUUCAGAGUGCUUGGAUAAUGUUUCUAAAUAAAUGAGUGUAUGUACUUCCCUAA